Molecule: messenger RNA, 3828 nt
Organism: Enhydra lutris kenyoni (northern sea otter)
Lineage: Eukaryota; Metazoa; Chordata; Mammalia; Carnivora; Mustelidae
Product: parvin beta
Exons: 13
Coding region: 6-1103 (365 amino acids)
Biological process (GO): establishment or maintenance of cell polarity; lamellipodium assembly; actin cytoskeleton organization
Cellular component (GO): cytoplasm; lamellipodium; actin cytoskeleton
Molecular function (GO): actin binding
Source: RefSeq, a predicted model, not a curated record
CGCCCAUGUCCUCCGCGCCGCUGCGCUCGCCCACCCCGCGGCCCCACAGGAUGAAGAAGGACGAGUCGUUCCUGGGCAAGCUCGGCGGCACGCUGGCGAGGAAGAAGAAGGCCAAGGAGGUGAGCGACCUGCAGGAAGAAGGCAGACAUGCCAUCAACUCGCCGAUGUCCCCCGCCUCGGCGGAUGUCCACCCCGAAGACACGCUGUUAGAGGAGAACGAGGAGCGUAUGAUGAUCGACCCCACCUCCAAGGAUGACCCCAAGUUCAAGGAGCUGGUCAAGGUUCUCAUCGACUGGAUCAACGACGUCCUGGUGGAGGAGAGAAUCAUCGUGAAGCAGCUGGAGGAGGACCUUUACGACGGGCAGGUGCUCCAGAAGCUCUUGGAGAAGCUGGCGGGCUACAAGCUGAACGUGGCUGAGGUGACACAGUCCGAGAUCGGGCAGAAGCAGAAGCUGCAGACGGUGCUCGAAGCCGUGCACGGCCUGCUGCGGCCCCACGGCCGGGCGCUCCAGUGGACCGUUGACUCAAUCCACGGGAAGAACCUGGUGGCCAUCCUGCACCUGCUCGUGGCCCUGGCCAUGCACUUCCGGGCCCCGAUCCGCCUCCCCGAGCACGUGUCCGUGCAAGUGGUGGUCGUGCGGAAGCGAGAAGGCCUGCUGCACUCCAGCCACGUCAUGGAGGAGCUGACCACAACAACAGAGAUGAUGAUGGGUCGCUUCGAGCGGGACGCCUUCGACACCCUCUUUGACCACGCCCCGGACAAGCUCAGCGUGGUGAAGAAGUCUCUCAUCACGUUUGUGAACAAGCACUUGAACAAGCUGAACUUGGAGGUGACGGAACUGGAGACCCAGUUUGCAGAUGGCGUCUACCUGGUUCUGCUCAUGGGCCUUCUGGAGGACUACUUCGUCCCCCUGCACAACUUCUACCUGACGCCGGACAGCUUCGACCAGAAGGUCCACAACGUGGCGUUUGCCUUUGAGCUGAUGCUGGACGGAGGACUCAAGACCCCCAAGGCUCGCCCUGAAGAUGUGGUGAACCUGGAUCUCAAGUCCACGCUAAGGGUCCUGUACAACCUGUUCACCAAGUACAAGGACCUAGAGUGAGAGCGGCGAGCGGAGGGGAUUCCACAGGGCGGGGAGGCCGGCCCGCCGAGGUUCCCACCCCCUCCCCAACACCGCCCGUCCUCCUCUGGCUGUGGCUUUUCAGCUCCCUCGUGUCAUGCACAGUGGGCAGGAUCCUUUGAAAGGCAGGGUUCUGUACCCCAUUGCUGGUGUGUGGCCCCACCAGUGCUGAGACAUUGAUCCCUACCCCCGCCCCAACACACAGUCCCCUCUGCCCGUGGUAGGGGGAGGGGCGCGCCCUGCAGGCCUUUCCAUGGAGCAGUUCACGGCCACAGGCGAUCCGAACGGCACCGACAGCUCCAUGGGAGCCGGGAGUCAGUCUGGCUAUGGCGGAGGGCUCUCCUGGGAAGCCAGGCCUUUUUUAGUAGAAAGCGUUUUGUAGAUUUAAAAACUUCCCUCUAACGUCCCAGAGGCCUUUGAUGGGACAGGAGGGCCACCCACGUUCCUCUUCUUGACCAGCCAGUGUUCCUCACUUACAUUUUGCACAGACAUCCAAGACCCGGGUGACCCUCAGUGUGUUUGGGAGUCGAUGCAUUUUUAAGCCUUUAGAAAGCGGGGUCUCUCAGUUUGCGGGGGCCGCCAUCACAGAGCGCCACAGGCGGGGGCUUAGACAACAGGAACGGACAGUUCCCUAGCUCCCAGGCCGGAAAUCCAGCAUCAAGGCAGGGCUGGCCCCUCCCAAGGGCCCUCUCCUGGCUUGCCGAUGGCUGUCCCUUCCCGGGGUCCCCACGUGGUCCUGCCUCUGCACCUGUCUGCGGCCUCACCUCUCCUUACAAGGACACCCGUCCUAAUGGAUGAGAGCCGCCCCUGUGACCUCAUUGUACCAUACUGAUCUCUGCAAAGACCCAUCUCCAAAUACAGAGGCAUUCUGGGCACUCGGGCUCAGAGCUUCAACAUACGGAUUCUGGGGGACACAGUUCAGGCCUUAUGGGGGGGGGGACAUGAAGAAUUCAUCCCCCUCCCCAGUGUGGCUUUCUGGAACCCUGCUGGCAUCUCCCUAUGGGCACCCUUGAAAUGGAAGCCGUUCGCCCCUCCCCCGCUCCCCUUGGCUCCAGAGAAAUGGGGGGCCUUUUGCUGGGGGGUGUCUGCCCUGUGUGACCCCACCCACAGGGUCCCUCCACACUGCAGCCUCCUUCUAGGCCCCAGCAUCAGCUACCAAGCAGGAUAGGCCUCUUUCAUCUUCGAUUUUCACCUUCCUGUUGUCGAUCUGAGCGGUUGCCCCUGUUGUUAAUAUUAAGUCGGACACCGGCGCUCAUGACUCAGGAAACGCCAGCCUUGCCCGUCUCCGCUCUGCCCCUGCGAGGCUGGCGGUAGUUUCCGAAGAGCCGUUCUGACGGAGGUGGUUUCCCAGCAGGAGAAAGAAAUAACUAAAACAGUAUCACGGUGUCUCCUGUGGGCUGCGGCGGCAUUAAAGGGCCACACCGACAGAAGAGCGAGGGCUGGAAUGUUCCGUGCCGACUUCAUCACACGCACAGGAUCCCAGCCGGCUGCCGGAGCCGCGGAGCCCGGUCCCCCUGCUGUCACAGGCGGGCCUGGCGGGGCUGUGCCCAACCCUGGAUGACCCCUGGGGCUGAAGGAGGGGAGACUGGCAUUUGGAAAGAACUCAGUCUUGGGGGGGUUCAGCACAGGAGGGGAAGUUCCAGCAGGGUCCACGCCUGGAGGGGGAGGCAGUGGUCCUGGGGGGCAGGGAGCAUGUGUCAAGCCCUCUGUAUUUCUGGUCGCAGAGUAAAAGGGAUCCCAAGACACAGGCCACCUGUGAGCAGGUGCGUUUGUCCAGGCCGACUGUCCAAGCCCAAGGUUCCAGCAAAGCGGGUGAUCUGUUGUCCAAACUGCCUUUAUUCACGUUAGUUCCUUGAGCUCUACACAUCUCAUUCCCCUCCCCCGCCUUCACUGUCCGCUCUGAAUCAGAGUUCAGCGCCAGGCCUAGGCCUUCGCAUGUGGAGGCGGAGGGCGGGGUCAAUGCUGGAGGUGGCCUCUCCUCCUGGGAUCAGCCACCCCCCACCCCGGCUUAGUGACCAUAGCUGUGAGUUGUGGGCUCUGUGAUGCUGGGGCGUUUUCUUGGGGAAACUUGUGCAGCAGAAGCCGCUUUCCUUAAUCUCAGAAAGUUCUAGAAUCCUUCCUCCUUGAUUGGCCCACCUUUCCAGUGCUUUGUUUUUCGGUUGGGUGGGGACCCUCCCCAUGUAAGCAGAAGUGAGAUCAUUUGCAUCUGAGCGGCCGUGGCUAGGGGUCUGCGGGGCCCGAGUGAGGGCCCAGGCCAGGGUCAUGAGAUGGUCUCCUUUUAUCCUUCUUGGAGUGGCUGUUUGGGUCCCCCGCCAGCCAAGGGGUCUUCUGCACGCGGAGCCCUAAUGUCCUCACUGGAUGUGAUAAACAGCUGUGUUUUAUAGGCACUGAAUGCUUUUCUCACCCCCUUUUGCAUGCCCGUGUUUCAUUGUGUUUAUAACUGUUCUAAGUAGUGUCGCUUUUGGACGUUGGAUGUCGAAUAAAAGUUGCUAAACCCCGGGCUGUGUUGCCAGCACCGCUCUCCUGGCUCCUCCGCUUUGCUGUGGGCCCUGCCGUGAACCUGACCUCCCGGAAGCCAGAGCCUGGGGCCGGGAAAUGCCGGGCGGGACCGGCCACGUGCUCUUACUUAUUCCAAUAAAGACCUGAGAGCGUGGGCCAUGCGCUGCCUCUGUCUGGUUCUGCUUCCACGCACUUCGUGGCCUCUGGU